Nicotiana tabacum (common tobacco) is the source of this 513-nucleotide messenger RNA. Lineage: Eukaryota; Viridiplantae; Streptophyta; Magnoliopsida; Solanales; Solanaceae. The record is from RefSeq and is a predicted model, not a curated record.
AUGGCUUAUUCAACCAAAAAAUUUCAGAAGAUGGUCAGAAGAAAUGGAGAAAUGCUAAAAAGAGACGGCUCUAACAGACCAAAAAACAGUGAUCUUUGUUACAAGUGUGGAAAGCCUGGACACUUCAUGAAAGAUUGUCCUCUCUUGAAGCAAGAAUUCUGUAAGAACUACCAUGAGAAAACAACUAAGACGAACCUGGUUCCUUUCAAGGACUUCAAGAGAAAAAGAUCCGCUGACAAUAUGAUGAGACAUGCUCUUGCAGCAUGGGGGGAUUCCUCUAGUGAGUCUGAAGAUAAACCUGAUACUGGUGAUAGUUCUAUGAUGGCAGUUGAAGGCAAGGAGAUUGGAUAUGACUCAACUUUUGCUUUGAUGACUCAAUCAGAUGAUGAUGAAGACAAUGGCAAUAAAAAGAAGACUGGGCCAUGCAAGUUUUUCUCAUCUGAACAAACUAAUUCAGAGGGACCUGGUCCAUGGUCUGCCUAUGUCAUAAUUCAAGAUGCAAAAAAUCUGUGA